This is a messenger RNA of Nymphaea colorata (pocket water lily), 3049 nucleotides long. RefSeq lists its product as uncharacterized. The record is from RefSeq and is a predicted model, not a curated record. The transcript is spliced from 14 exons. NCBI's taxonomy places the organism in Eukaryota, Viridiplantae, Streptophyta, Magnoliopsida, Nymphaeales, Nymphaeaceae. Gene Ontology annotation, molecular function: glycosyltransferase activity. The coding region runs from base 206 to 2566 and encodes 786 amino acids.
UCCAAAAGCAAUUCCGAGAGCUGUCGUUGCUAUCGCGGCCCCUUUCUCCCUCAACCACUCCUCUUUCUCGUUAUUCUGUAUAGUAUAGUUGGUAGGAGGCGACUCUACCAUCUGGAGAUAUUUUCGAGAUGGCAGCGUCCGUGAAAUCCCCAUAAGAUAAGAUCUUGAUUCUCCGAAAACCCUGAAAGCUUGAUAUCUUUAUGAAAUGACCAUAUUUAACAAAUGGAGUUGUUCGUGGUCUCUGACUGCUACAAUCGUGUCCCUUGUUCUGCUAUUCUCCAUUGUCCAUAUCUUCUUCUUUCCUUUUGUCCCAUCUUCCCUCGAUUACAUCGGCUUUCGACAGAUUCAGAGCCAGUGUACGCCGAACAAUACGUCCAUUAUGGGGAAAUUGAACGCAACGUUUGAUUCGAUUUCAGUCGAUCGAUUUAUGGUAGACGCUCACGGAGCAGUGACCUACCGCAACGCCCCGUGGAAAGCUGCUAUCGGGAAAUGGCUCUUAGGCUGCGAUCCGGUUACAGAAGCGAUCGAGAUUAACGAGAACAUAAGGGGCAAAAGUUGCACGAAUGGCUGCAGUGGUCAAGGCGUUUGUAACCAGCACUUGGGAAGAUGCAGAUGCUUCCACGGAUUUGGGGGGGACGGGUGCUCUGAGAGGUUGCAUUUUGGCUGCAAUUAUGAAUCUUCUUCCGAGCUACCUUUUGGACGAUGGGUUGUUUCCAUAUGUCCUGCUCAUUGUGAUACAACAAGGGCAAUGUGUUUUUGUGGAGCAGGAACCAGAUAUCCAAAUCGCCCUGUUGCAGAAGCUUGUGGAUUUCAAUUCAACACAUAUGAGGAACAUGGCCUACCGAAGGUGAUCAACUGGUCAAGGCCUGAUUUUGAGAAUAUAUUUACAAAUGAUAGCACCAGGCAUGGUUGGUGCAAUGUUGUGCCUGAGGAUGCAUAUGCUUCUAGAGUCAAAUUCAAGCAAGAGUGUGAUUGUAAAUAUGACUGCACAGUGGGAAGGUUUUGUGAGAUACCAACAACCUGUAGCUGCAUUAACCAGUGUUCAGGGCAUGGACAUUGUCGGGGUGGUUUCUGCGAGUGUCAUGGUGGCUGGUAUGGAAUUGACUGUAGUACCCCAUCUGUUUCAUCAGCUAUGCAGAAUUGGCCUCUAUGGCUUCGGCCAGCUACUGUUCUUGUGCCUGAUAGGGAACAUCUAGACGUAAAUGUUAAGGCUAUGGUGAAGAAGAAAAGGCCACUUAUUUAUGUCUAUGACUUACCACCAGAAUAUAAUAGUCAUCUCCUUGAGGGUCGUCAUUUCAAGUUCCAGUGCAUGAACAGAAUCUAUGAUGGAAAAAAUGGUACUAUAUGGACAGAACAAUUGUAUGGUUCCCAGGUUGCACUAUUGGAAAGCAUCUUGGCAAGCCCUUAUCGAACACAAAAUGGAGACGAGGCAGACUUUUUUUAUGUUCCUGUGCUGGAUGCAUGUUUAAUUACCCGUGCUGAUGAUUCUCCUCACUUGAGUAUGGAGGAACAUAGACGGCUGAGGAGUUCAUUCACUCUUGACUUCUACAAGAAGGCAUAUGAACAUAUCGUAGAUCAGUAUCCUUAUUGGAACCGUUCAUCGGGGAGAGAUCAUAUAUGGUCUUUUUCAUGGGAUGAAGGUGCCUGCUAUGCUCCUAAAGAGAUAUGGAACAGCAUGAUGUUGGUGCACUGGGGGAACACAAACACAAGGCACAAUCGCUCAACAACAGCAUAUUGGGCUGACAACUGGGAUGAAAUUCCUAAAGAGGAAAGAGGUGAUCACCCAUGUUUUGACCCAGAUAAGGAUAUCGUUAUCCCUGCAUGGAAAAGGCCUGAUCCAGAUUCCCUACAUUCAAAAUUAUGGGCCAGAUCUCUCUUCGAGCGCCAGACACUCUUUUAUUUUAAUGGAAACCUGGGACCUGACUAUCAUAAUGGAAGACCUGAAGCUUCAUAUAGUAUGGGUAUUAGGCAGAAAGUUGCUGCUGAAUUUGGUUCAACUCCUAACAAGAAAGGAGAACUUGGAAGGCAGUACAGCCCUGAUGUAAUAGUUACACCAGAACGCACUGAUAGCUACCCUGAGCAAUUGUCCCGUUCUACUUUCUGCGGUGUAUUUCCUGGAGAUGGUUGGAGUGGUCGCAUGGAAGACAGUAUAUUGCAUGGCUGUAUUCCUGUAGUCAUUCAGGAUGGGAUCUUUCUCCCAUAUGAGAAUGUGCUUAACUAUGAGAGUUUUGCUGUUCGCAUUCCUGAGGAUGAGAUCCCAAAUUUGAUUAAAAUUCUUCAGGCUAUUAAUAAGGCGGAGGUAGAAGUCAAGUUACAAAACGUGCACAAACUGUGGCAAAGAUUUUUGUAUCGUGAUUCUGUUUUGCUUGAAGCUGAAAGACAGAAGUUGGGAGGUCACUUGAGUAGCUGGGCAGUGGAGUUCUCAAAACUGGUUGAGGAUGACGCGUUUUCUACAUUCAUACAGGUGUUGCACUACAAGUUGCAUAAUGAUCCAUGGCGGGAACAUCUUGAUGUUCAAGGAAAAGGCUAUGGGUUGCCAAGGGGAUGCUUGAGAAGAAUCAACUGACUCUGGUUGUAUGAACAAUUUUCUUGUUAAAAGAUGCAGGUGUGGUUUCAGUUGGUGAACGGGGCUAAGUGUUCUGCUGAAGCUGGUGGCUUGGUGAAUGAUGAAGUGUGAAACAAUGUAUCGCAGCUUCAACUUGAUCUGUUCUCUUCAACUCAACUGCCAAGAAAGAGUGAAAAGUGAAGCAGCGGACAAAAUGGAAUACCAGAUGAUAGCAAAACCAGGUGCCGGCCAAUUCAUUGUGUGAUCUAAUUCGUUGUCCUGGCCACUUGACAAGGUUUUUAAUUUUUCCUGUAUCUUGGAGAUCAAGGUACAGCUUCUGCUUGUAACUGUAGCAUGUCUUGUGUUUAUGCUGAGCGCGUCAUAAAAGGAAUGAAAGGGACUACUUCGCACAUUUUUUGGAAAAAGUUCUGGAAAAAAACAUAAAUAGUUAAAAACACGUCUACCCUUUGUAGUAUUGCUAAAUAGUACACGUAGAUUUUCUCA